GUUGUCAAGUUUUGAUUCGAAUUUAGGGGAUUUGCUUGCUAUUAAAGAUCGAUUUGAAAUACUGUCGGUAUCGUGGUCGGUACGUAUGUAUGUACGUACACCAAUUCGGCGUCUUCGCGGGUUCUUCCACAAUUUCUAACCUGUAAUCAGCGAGUGAUCUUAUUUUGAAGAUUAUUUGUGAAUAAGAUCUUGGAGUAAAAUUAAAACAAGUAUGGGUGAAAAUAUUCACGGUACUUUUAUAUCUGAGAAAGUUUCUAGGAUCAGAUGGAAACCUGAUGAUCUUACUGAAGCAAAAUCCUUCGUGACAGGAAGUUGGGAUAACCCGGUGAAUAGUGUUACUUAUUGGACUUUUGACACCAAUGAAGAAGACAAUGAGUCUUAUCCUGUGAUAAUAUCAUCUCACGCUUUCCUCGGUGACGUUACGGAGCUUAAGUUCAUAGGCAGGGAUCUUUUUGCAGCGUCCUCAUCUGUAGGAUCUGUGCAUCUGCUACAAAUACAGGAUAAUCCUUACGCUCAGUUCAAGGAACACGUUUGUUGGGAAUUUAUACAUAACUUCAGAACAUCUGAUUACGCAUCUUGCACUGCAUUGUCUACUUUUGAACAGGACAUAGUCAGUGUAGGAGAAGAUGGUAAAAUAAAUUUAUUAACAGCCAGAGAAAAAACGCCAGUGAGAGUUAUUGAGAAUGCAGAUAGUUGCUCUCUGCACUGUGUAGAUUUCUUGAAGCACAGCGAAGUAUUAACAGGAAAUUUGAGGGGCCACAUGAAAGUCUGGGACCUAAGGAACAACCAAGAUACUCCUACGACAACUUUCAUACUUUCUGCGCAAACAAAGACUAGAGCAACAAGCUUGGCCCAUCAUCCAACUCAAAGACAUAUCGUAGUUGCUGGUGGCGGUGAUGGAAGUUUAACAGUAUGGGAUCUGAGGCAUAACACCUAUCCCAUAUCCCAAUUGAACGCACAUUCAAGCGCAGUUAGCGAAGUGAUGUUUCACCCAGACAGACCCGAAAAUUUAUUCUCUUGUUCAAUCAGCGGGCAACUCUGGCAUUGGAACAACGCGCAGAACUCCAAAUUAAAAUUAGAUUCAGGAGAUAUUCACUGGUUGAACACGAUCGGCACCAGAGGAAAAGUUGACGUAAAUUCGCUCUGUGCGACACUACACAAGCCCAUUAAUUCGAUAGACAUUAACAGAUCGACGCUGCUCUUUGGUUGUGAUAACGAGGCCAUGUAUGUGAUAAAAAAUAUUUCACUAUGAGCAGCGAACAUUGUAACUUUUUUUAAAUAAAUGUGUAUAUAAUAUUGUGCUGGUGAAAAUUACCUUAAGCACAUACUAGUGUUUCAUGUAAUAGAACAAAUAUAAUUUUACACAAUUCA
Messenger RNA from Athalia rosae (coleseed sawfly), 1371 nucleotides. RefSeq names its product nucleoporin Nup43. The record is from RefSeq and is a predicted model, not a curated record. Lineage: Eukaryota; Metazoa; Arthropoda; Insecta; Hymenoptera; Athaliidae. The transcript has 7 exons. Gene Ontology annotation, cellular component: nuclear pore outer ring. Gene Ontology annotation, molecular function: protein binding. Bases 212 to 1252 code for a protein of 346 amino acids.